Molecule: messenger RNA, 687 nt
Organism: Menidia menidia (Atlantic silverside)
Lineage: Eukaryota; Metazoa; Chordata; Actinopteri; Atheriniformes; Atherinopsidae
Source: the annotation of a GenBank genome assembly
UUGUUUGCCAGGGCAUCUGAGGAUGGCUUCAUCCAUGACAUGGUGCUAUACUAUGGCAAGACUACCCUGGAGGCCCAUGAUGUUCCCCUGAAACCUGAACAAGAAGGCUUAGGUGCCACCAGCCAGAUUGUAUCUGUCCUUGCCAGUACCAUGUCCUUCCCCACUACCACAGCCAUCUUUGCUGAUAGCUUUUUCACCAGCCUGGAGCUAGUGCGGUACCUCCAAGACCACAACUGUAGGUACACAGGGACAGCCAGGGACAACAGAAUUGGAAAGCCUCAACUCGGGACAAUCAAGGAGAUGGAGAAAAAGGCUGUCCCUCGUGGUACCUGUUACUACGUCACCAGUGAUGAUGGGAUACUGGCUGUCAGGUGGAAGGACAACAAAACGGUCAUUCUUCUGUCAACCGACAUGGGGGAGGGGCCGAUGUCCACAGUCCUCAAGUACUGCAGUGAGAGUAAGAAGAGGGAGCCUGUGGGCUGUCCAGCUGUCACGAGGAGUUAUAAAGCCAAUCUGGGGGGCAUUGAUAAGAGUCAUCAGGUACUCCCCAUGAAGUCAAAUAGGAGGUACCUGCGACUGUUUGCGUACGUCAUUGAUGUCAGCCUCACAAAUGCCUGGGUGGUGUACAAGCGGGACUGCAAGGCCCUUGGUGUGAAAUGCCAGCCUCUGAAAGAUUUCAAACUCUAG